Ornithorhynchus anatinus (platypus) is the source of this 3279-nucleotide messenger RNA. RefSeq names its product cystathionine beta-synthase (gene CBS). Bases 161 to 1900 code for a protein of 579 amino acids. The transcript has 18 exons. Gene Ontology annotation, cellular component: cytoplasm. The record is from RefSeq and is a predicted model, not a curated record. Gene Ontology annotation, molecular function: cysteine synthase activity; cystathionine beta-synthase activity. NCBI's taxonomy places the organism in Eukaryota, Metazoa, Chordata, Mammalia, Monotremata, Ornithorhynchidae.
GCAGCCGGACAGGCCGGGACCGGCCGCCUUGGACCCUUCGCUGCCCCGUCGGCCGCCUCCCUCCUCCUGCCCGCCGCCGGGCCUCGCCCGACGGGCGACCGUUUGGCCUCCCCGGGACGUUGGCCGGGACUCCUGUUUUCCCCGUCCAAAAGAUCGCACCAUGCCUUCCGAGCUGUCAAAGGCUGAGGAGAAGCCCGGGGUCUGCCCCCAUCGCCCGGGCAACCCUGCGGAGAACGGGAAGUCGGACACGGCCCGCUGCACGGGCCUCAGCGAGAAGGAGCGGAAGUGGAUCCGGCCCGACAUGCCAAGCAAGUGUACCUGGCAGCUGGGCAAGCCCACGUCCGAAUCUCCCCACUACCAUGUCUCCUUAGCUCAGACCCCCCAAAUCAUGCCGGAUAUCCUGAAGAAAAUUGGGAACACGCCUCUGGUUCGGAUCAACAAGAUCGGGAAGGCCUAUGGGCUGAAGUGUGAACUCUUGGCCAAGUGCGAGUUCUUCAAUGCGGGCGGGAGCGUGAAAGACCGGAUUGGCCUCAGGAUGCUGGAAGAUGCUGAGAGAGCGGGGAUUCUGAAACCUGGAGACACGAUCAUCGAGCCGACGUCGGGGAACACUGGAAUUGGGCUGGCUCUUGCUGCUGCCGUCAAAGGGUAUCGCUGCAUCAUUGUGAUGCCUGAGAAAAUGAGCAUGGAGAAGGUGGACGUCCUGAGGGCUCUGGGGGCAGAGAUCGUGAGAACACCCACCACCGCCAGCUUUGACUCCCCCGAGUCCCAUGUAGGGGUGGCAUGGAGGCUGAAACAUGAAAUUCCCAAUUCUCACAUCCUGGAUCAGUACCGGAAUGCCAGCAACCCUCUGGCUCACUACGACACCACGGCUGAGGAGAUCCUGCAACAGUGUGAUGGGAAAUUAGACAUGCUGGUAGCCUCAGCUGGCACUGGAGGUACCAUUACAGGCAUUGGCAGGAAACUCAAGGAGAAGUGCCCAGGAUGCAAAAUCAUAGGGGUUGAUCCAGAAGGUUCGCUCCUUGCUGAGCCAGAAGACCUGAACAAGACUGACAAGACCAUCUACGAGGUUGAGGGGAUCGGCUAUGAUUUCAUUCCCACCGUCCUCGAUAGAGCGAUGGUGGAUAAAUGGUACAAGUGCAACGACGAGGAAUCUUUUGCCUUUGCCCGUAUGCUGAUCAGCCAAGAAGGACUACUGUGUGGGGGAAGCUCGGGCAGCACCAUGUCCGUUGCGGUGAAAGCUGCCCAGGAGCUGAAAGAGGGUCAGCGCUGCGUCGUCAUCUUGCCGGAUUCUGUCAGGAACUACAUGUCCAAGUUUUUGAGUGACAAAUGGAUGCUCCAGAAGGGAUUUCUGAAGGAAGAAGAUAUCAUGAUUAAUAAGCCUUGGUGGUGGCAUGUGAAGGUUCAAGAACUAAGCCUCUCCGCUCCUCUGACGGUCCUGCCAGCCGUCACCUGUGAACGCACAAUCGAGAUCCUCCGCGAAAAGGGCUUCGACCAGGUCCCGGUAGUGGAUGAGUCUGGGGUGAUACUGGGCAUGGUCACUCUGGCCAACAUGCUUUCCUCCUUACUCGCUGGAAAGGUUCGGCCUUCAGACCAAGUCAGGAAAGUCAUCUACAAGCAGUUUCAAAAGACACCAAGCGAUAUUUCAAGUGACGCUCUUAUUCCGAUUCGGCUGACGGACACCCUAGGCAAGCUCUCUCACAUCCUGGAGAUCGAUCACUUUGCCCUUGUGGUGCACGAGCAGAUCCAGUCACAGGACCAGGCCUUGCCAGCAAUGGUGGGGGGGACUACAGACCACAGCAACAAAGGGUCCAGCAAGAGGCAGAUGGUAUUUGGCGUCGUCACAGCCAUUGAUCUGCUCAACUUCGUGGCUGCCCGAGAACGAGACCACAAGAAGGACUAGGUCCAGAAGCCCCCUGGAAAAAGAAAUAGCUUAAACCUUUCCCCCAAAUCCCCAUGUCUUCUUCCCUUUGUUCUCCCCUCUUCUUAGCAGAACAUCAGUUCAAGGUUGGGAGGGGAGGUGAUUCUUGAACGUUAAACUAACUCACAACUGACUUUUAACUCCCCAAGACACAAAAGAUGCCAACAGUUCGUAAGGUACAGCUGGCAGAGGUCUUAAAUGAAAGUACCCGACAGGUUCCAGUGACUGUGUCCUCUCCACAGAGAUAUGUUCGGCUUCUGCUUUUUCUAAAAGUUUGGUAGUUGUGAACCAACUUAUAUUUUCUUCUUUAUAUUAAAAAAAAACUUUAUAUGAAAAGAGUCAUGAGCAAAAUGGUGGAAGUGUGGCAGAGGACUAGAGGCAAAAUGUCUGUUGGCCUUGAAGCCCCCAGAGCCAACCCCAUUCCCUAUCUAGUGCUCAAAGACCAACCCACGCCAAAGCUUGGGCAGGGGAGGGGCGGGGUUCCAUCAAACUGUUCUCAGACUAUCAUCAAAACUCAUUUUAAUUUAUACCGACAGCUUAAACCGGCUUUCCAGGAACCCAGCCAAAGGUCAUCCAACUGCUUCAAAGUGGAGGCCUUCCUAAGCCCUCAGGACCCUGUCCUCAGUGGAUCAGAGCAGGGAAAUGAGACGAUAUCUUAGUGUGCUGACUGUUCCACUAACACUCUUCUGAGCCAAAGCUACACCCAAAGCUCAACUGUUGUUAACUGAGGGCCAGCUAGCAGGGUUACAAUUGACCGGGGGCCGGGCGGGGAAGACACGACAAAUCAUUUGGACUCUCAAUCUGGGUCCAAAAUGUGCUUUUGCCUCCAAGUAGAUUCCAGUCCAUUCUCUUGGACCUUCUCGAGACAAAUCUGCAUUAUCUAAAUCCAUCCAUGUGGUUCAAAGUUGAGCCACUUCUCUGUAGGUGAAAUAUCUCAUAUGCAUUGGAUAGCAAAUACUUUAAUCUUUUUUAAGUAGCUCAGAAAUGCUUGAUUGUAAUGACAGCCACAGUACUGUGAUUUACUACUGAAUGUUCAAAUAUAGUCUUAAAAUCCCAGAAGCCCAAAUUCAGACACCAUUAUCUGUCACUUUCACUGAAAAGCUGAGUCUCAGGCGAUGUGGGUCACUGGAUCAAGUAACUGGGUAACUGAUGGCUCCUUACCCGUCACCCCGUCUGCUUCAAAAUGGGCUGUGACCUCAGGAGACUCACGUCACAUCACUUACUCUUAUGAUACUUUCAGUCAACCUGUAUUUUCUUGGCAAGAGUCUCACUCCCAGUUGAUCGCUUUGCAUAAUACAGUGUCCUACCAUAUUUAUUGCUUUAUGGGAAUACUUCAAUAAAAAUGGAUGCCUCUGAGUCAA